CACCCUGUCACAUAGUGACAUGAGCUUAAAAUAUUCGUCCGAGGUAUUUUUGGACGGCUGCUAAUUUUAAAAAACAAAUAAAUAAAUAAAAAAAACGAUUAUGAACCUAUUGUUCUGCGACACACCGGAUGUUUGGUAUUCAGGACUUCGCUUCGCUUUCCUGUUUGAUGGUGUCUCACUUGACAUGUAUAAGACUCCAUGAUAGGCAGUUCUUAAAGAACUGCUUUGACACCUGUUUUUCGGCCUGGUGUUUCGGGCCCUAAAUGGUAUUUGUCUUGUGGUUCUGCUUCCUUCAUAGUCAUUGAGUAUACUAGUAUUUGGUUCCUUACUAGGUUUUCAUUUAUAUAUUAUUACAUGAGUUACCACACAUAUGUUAGUGAUUCAUCUGACAAUGAUGACAUUUAUUUACAGUCAUGUAACCAAAUAAUAUAGUGGCGAUAAAGAGUGUUGGUAUGCGCACCACUAACCGGUGUAGUCCCCAAAAAUUGUGUUUAUCCGGCGGUUCCUCACUGUGUUCCUUAAUGUGGUUGUACUGUUGUAUGCUUUACUUUGUAUAUUUUUAUGCUUGUAUGUAUAUCGUUAACACAAACUUACGCUGUUGUAAGACUACGUUUUGUUAGCAAACAGCAUGGAUCCUCACCAGACUGCGCUGGUGCGCAGGCUUGCCUGGAUCCAUGCUGGCCGCAAAAGCACUAUGUUGUUUUUCUCAUGGUGCGGCUCAGUUACACAAUGCAUAAACUUGGCUAGAAGUAUUUACAUUAAAUGUUUUAGGAUACUUAACAUGUACUUAAUAUGUACAUGUCAUUAGCCAUUGAAUAUAUUUAUGGAGUUUUCAAUGCUUUGUAAAGAGGUUUUAUAAAAAAAACUAACAUACCAUUGAGUUAUCUUAUUGGCAAUAUACUGAUCGUAAAGGUUUAAUAAAUCUUAUAAGGAUGAUAUGUUAAUCGGAAAAGGAAGUAAAUUAGAUAGUUCACUAUAAUUUCAUUUUAAAAGAAGCAAAGAUUAGAACGAUUUAAGCAAGGAUAAACUCUCUAAUUACAGGGCACCUUACAAAACCGAAUCACCAGCUGAACAAUGGCGUAUUCUAUGUUAGUAGGACCAUUAAAAAGAGCAAACGAUUCACUGAGCAGAAGCUUGGGACUAUUUGACACUAGCAGAGGCUUUCAUUAUAGAGAAAGAAACUACUCUAAUCCAGGUCAACGUGAAUUUCAACGACUCCAAAUUGAGUGCCAUCAGCUUAAACAACACAUGGUGCGACAGUCACAAAUUUAUGCUGAUCGUGUAAAUUGUUUAGAAGAAGUAAGUAAUGAAGUCAUCAGGUUACAACAAUAUCAAAUUUACCGUUUGUCGAAAAAAAUAGAGCGUCGUGAUCUGGAAAUAGAUGAAUUGUUAGAAAUGUUACAAAAUGAGGAAUGGAAACAGCUAAACAUAUGUGACAAAAAUGUACUGGCAGUAAAUAAUGUUAUGGUUGAAACUGAUGAACAAAUAUGUGAUUUAAGAAAUCAGCUGCAAACAGCAUUAAACGAUAACCACGAGAAAGAGGUUAAAAUGAAGGACAGCACAGCUUUACUUAAGACGAAAAUUGCCCAACUUGAGACAGAGGUUGGACUCAAGGACCUAAAAACUAAAAAUCUAGAGAAAUUACUUGAAAGUACAAAGACAGAAAUAGAUAGUAAAAAUGAAGAGCUGGCUAAACAGGAUAAACAAUUAGCUGAACAAAAACAUCAACUGCAGCAGAUGUUUAGCAAGCUACAUGCAACAGAGGAUACCACAAUGGGCGUAACUAUCACAUCCCUUGAGACGAAAAAAAAGUACAUUGAAGAAGAAAUAGAAAAAGAUCAAGAUAAGCUGUUGGCCAAUGAAAAGACUGAAAUAAUUCAAAUGAACAGGCGGCUUCAAGGAACAUUUGCUAGUAAUGGAUCUGACGCUGACGGAACUAUUGCUUUGUUAAAAAAGAAAAUCGAGCAUCUUGAAGAAGAGGCUGGUGAUCAUGAGUUACAGAUUAAAAAACUAGAGGAAUUGUUAGCGUCAGAAAGGUUGGCCAUAAGUGACAAAUAUGAAGUAGUAAGACAAGAAAUGAAAGAAAAAGACGACCACUUACAGGAAAUGAGAGUCGAACUCCAACAGACCUUUAAACUGAUGCAUGAAAAAGAAUCUGAAUUAGAUGGAAUUAUUACUUCAUUACGGAAAGAUGUCACGAAUCUUGAAAAAGAGGUUACGCAACGUGAUCUAAAAGUCAAAGAUCUAGAGGUAAAAAGGAGUAAAGAUAUGCACAAAAGUGACAAAAAUGAACAAUUAACUAACAAAUUGUUGAAAGAAAAGGAUGAUCUGUUAUCUGCCCAGAGAAAUCAACUGCUACAUAUUACAAAAACGUUUGAAGGAAAAGAAGCUGAAAUGAAUGAAACCAUCACUUCACUCAAAAAGAAAAUUCAAAAUCUUGAGGCUGAAUCCGCCAACGGCCGUGAAGUAGAAUUAAAAGGAAUGACGAAGACAUUGGGUCAUAAGAAUAUUGAAAGCGUUAACAGAAAACAACAGGAGAAAGAGAUGCUAGUACUGAAGGUCAAAUUGCAAAAUACUUUGACAAAAUUGAAAGACACAGAGACUGAGCUUGAUGAAACUAGAACUAGACUUAGUAAAGCUAUGGGAGACAGGUUGACGGAUAACAACCCAAAUAUAGCCGACCUCAGCGACAGAAAUCGCCCGACAAAACUCGCUGAAAGAUAUGCUGAGUUGUAUGAUAACCAGUGGACAGACGCAUUUGACAUUCUUGUCACCUACUUUCACAGAGAGGGAAAUGCAGUAGAAGCUCUGCUAAAGAUUCUGCAGGAUGUUAUGCGUUUCUGCCAAAUGAAGGGACAAAAACAAAUGGAGAGUUUAGAGCAUGUGCUGGAAUUUUCAGACAAGCAUGACCGCAGAGACUUAUCAGCAGAUAUGCGCAAUAUCUUAAAGGUUGGCCGCAAAGCAAUGGCAUCUGUUGCUGUAGGAAACUUAUUUCAAAUGUACGUGUCACAUCUGAAAGGUUCAACUGAUAAAGCAUCAAGGAUAGCUUUAAACGUUAGCUCAUUUACACAAGAAUGUCUUGAAAUCUGCUGGCUUAUGACGAUCCAGGAUCCAUCUGUUGUAUUUGCUCCGUUACUUAGACGAGGUACACGAUUUAACACUGACCUGUUCAAGCCAUACACAAGUAGUGGUACACACGUCGACUACGUGGUCUGGCCUGCUCUACUUUUGCACGAAGGAGGGCCGGUUUUGGCAAAAGGCGUGGCUCAAGGGUACAACAAAAAAGAAAACAAAAGCCAUAACAACAAGUAAUACAACGACAACAGUUGAUAGAGAAGAUAGAUGUAGAGUUCCGUAUAGAACUGCUAAAUGCCAGUCGCACACCUUGUCUGUUGAUAAGUGUUAGGCCUACUCCUAAAGUGACUCAUUCAUGUUUUCAAGUUUUCUCAAAAAAAUUUAGCUCGACUAUACGAAGUAUAAGGAUAGCUAUCCUACUCGCCACGGCGUCGGCGUCGGCGUCUUUCCGCGUCAUCACCUUGGUUAAAGUUUUCGUGCACUUUCUCUUUUUUCAACUUAUCUCUGUAAUUACUUGAUGGAUUUGAUUCAAACUUGAAAUACUUAUUUCUCAUCAUCAUCCACAUCAUCUGACAUAAGAACCAGAACUCUGGCACCAAUAUUUCAUGAAUUAUCCCCCCUUUUCACUUAGAUUUUCAGGUUAAAGUUUUGAUGCACUUUCACUCUAUUUUUGUUAUUACUGAAUGGAUUUGAUUCAAACUUAAAAUAAUUGUUCAACAUCAUCACCACAUCAUAUGACACAAGGUGCAUAACUCUGGCACCAUUUUUGCAUGAAUUAUUCCCCCUUUUUACUUAGAGUUUCAGGUUAAAGUUUUGGUGCACUUUCACUCUACCUCUUUUAUUACUGAAUGGAUUUGAUUCAAACUUAAAAUAGUUGUUUAGCAUCAUCACCCACAUCAUAUGACACAAGAUGCAUAACUCUGGCAAAUUUUUCAUGAAUUAUUCCCCUUUUUACUUAGAAUUUCAGGUUAAAGUUUUAUGCACUUUCACUCUAUCUCUGUUAUAACUGAAUGGAUCUGAUUCAAACUUAAACAAUCGUUCAACAUCAUUACCCUUAUCAUAUGACACAAGGUGCAUAACUCUGGGACCAAUUUUUCAUGAAUUAUUUCCCCUUUUUAAUUAGAAAUUUAGGUUAAAGUUUUGAUGCACUUUCACUCUGUCUCUGUUAUUACUGAAUGGAUUUGAUUCAAACUUAAAAUAGUUGUUCAACAUCAUCACCCACACUAUAUGACACAAGCUGCAUAACUCUGGCACCAAUAUUUAAUGAAUUAUGCCCAGUUUCACUAUCCAGCAUCGAAAUAGUCGAGCGCGCUGUCUCCUGUGACAGCUCUUGUUAGAACUUGUGAUUUGUAAAUGUCGCUCUUUAUAUAAAUCGUUUGAAAUAUGUUCCUUACCCAGGAAAAGUGCAACAGGAUAAAUUGGAAUUCUAUAAAGCUAACAUUUAAAGUUUGUGCGAACUGUAUUUUUCAGAUUUACUCUGAUUUGUCCAUAAUAUCUUUCGCGAAAUGUUGAUUGACGACUUUGCGCUGACAUGCAUUUGCCCACACCGUCUGUAUUAUGAUACGAGCUUGCAAAUAUCUUGCAAAAACUGUAAAUAGUAUUACGGCGUGUAUCAUAUAGUUAAUAAGUAACACUUUAUUAGCAAUCAUUUUGAAAGUUUACUACAUAACACUCUCUAAAAUCAUUUAUUUUCUUUACUGCUUUCUUUAAUGUGACCCACAAAGGGAACAAAAAGAUAUUAUUAUAAUUAGUUUAUACAGAUAUACUUUAUGUCGAUUCUGAAGCAAGUUCUAACACUUAUAUCAACCACUCUCGACAGUUCAUUCCUGAUGGAAUCCGACGCCAUGAGGGUAUGAGAAAAUAGAAGCCAAUCUUUCUUAAUGCUGUGCGCCAAACAAAGGAGCUGCUGCUACCAAUUUUCACCUCUUUGGUAUCACGCGGCCGUGGAUCAAACUCACAACCUCCCGCUCUCGGACGCUUUACCAGUAGGCUAUUGAGGCGGUUAAUGAUAAUUACAAUCAGAAUUGAAAAACAUCAUUCAUUAAGAUUCAUGUAUACUUCGCAUGCAUUAGUUCUGAGUCACAAUUACUUUCAAAGAAGAAACCAGGACAUAACAAAGCAUAUAAACUUCACUAUGUGAUGAAAGAGAGUGCUGUAGUUACAUACUCUUCACAUGCUUAAAUGUAAUACCUCAUAUUUACAGGUCAAAGUGGCACUUGAUUCAAUAAAUGAAUGUUUAUGUUGUAAUUCCUCUGACCAGGACAAUGAUACCUCUUCCGAAAUCCACAUAAUUAUUAUAGGGAUACAUUUGGAAGCUAACUUGUCGACCAACUCCCUCAAAUGUAGUUUCAAUCCCCCGUACGUCUUAUGGUAGUCACACAUUAGGUUAUAACAUUGCUAAUGGUUUAUCCCGAAGUAGGUAAUAGACCUUUUCGGCGUAAAUGUAUAUUUAUGCGAUUGUUAACACGUAUUAUGUACUUUGGUCAAAAGUAAGGGGUUUUCUCAAACAUAUUUUAGAUAAUAUACUACUAUGCCAAGUAUCAUAGUCAUGACACACCCGAGUUUUUUUUGUUUUGUUUUUUUUUUUUGUUUUUUGUUGUUUUUUUUUUUUUUUUUUUUGUUUUGUUUUUUUUUUUUGUUCGGUUUAACGUCUCACCGUGCAUUAUUUCAUUAAGGGCGGGAACCUUGGUAGAACCACCGACCAUCUGUAAGCCAGCUGGGUGGUUUUUACACAUGAAGAAUUCAACGCCCCGAGUGAGGCUCUAAUCCACAUCGAUGAGGGGCAAGUGAUUUAAGUCAGCGGCCUUAACCACUCGACCACGGAGGCCCUACACCUGAGUUUGACGACCCGAAAAAUGUUCUUGAAUAGUGAAAGAUUCUAAACCUAUAAUAUAUUUUGUCACAACCAUAUUUCUAGAUGACUUAUCAAUAUCUAUAUGUAUAUUAAAUAACUAUGGCCAUUAGAAGAUUAGGGGCGGAGUUGCAGAAAAGUAAAUGAAUACUUAAGUGUAUUCCGGUUCCAACAUUAAACUUAUAUAUACUAGGCUGGUCUCAGAUAUAGAGAAAAUUAACUUCAUGACAUAUAUUCUAAACUCUUAUAAGACGUUUUGCUCGCUUUGCACUCAGCAGAUAUUGUAGUAUAUGUCUUCCAGCCAAGGUUAGACUGCAUUAAAAUGUAAUAAUCUGGCCUCAAUUACAGUAUGCCCUAGGAGCUUAAACACAACAAAACAAACAAAUAACUACAACUAUUCUAUUCUGUUCCAUAUCCUACACAAGGAAGUCAGUAUUGUUGUAUUUUGCUUUAAUUUAAGCAAGGAUUUUCUAGAAACUGCAAUCACAUGUGUUACUUCUCGUGCAAUAAUUAUGUUGACUAUUAAAACUGUACACAUGUAUUGGCAUGUCAAACUUUUAUCUUUAUGCCAUUAAUAAAGUAUUUUGUCUUUAUUAUGCACAACAUCUUCUUUUACUGUUCUCAUUCAAUUCAAACACAAUUUAAUAUGAAUCUUUAAUAUCAGGUAGGCAUGCCGCCUUUCUCUUAACAACGAAUAAUGAAAGCAAUUUUCGGUUACUAUGCACUCAAAUGUAUUAAAUUAACAACAAUGCCACGUAAGUAUUUGAAGUUGAUUCUUUAGAAAUAAGGAAAUCGGACUAAUAAAAAAUAGUUCUUUU
Mercenaria mercenaria is the source of this 6744-nucleotide messenger RNA. Its product is annotated as interaptin-like. The record is from RefSeq and is a predicted model, not a curated record. The transcript has 7 exons. NCBI's taxonomy places the organism in Eukaryota, Metazoa, Mollusca, Bivalvia, Venerida, Veneridae. The coding region runs from base 1075 to 3312 and encodes 745 amino acids.